AUGGGGCUUUUUACAGAAGAUGCAGACAUUAAUGCGGAUAAGUUGAUUAGGAUUUGGGUUUCAGAAGGUUUUUUGAAAACAACUAGUCAUAAAAAGUUGGAAGAGGUUGCGGAAGAGUGUUUAGUGGAUCUAGUUAGCAGAAGUUUGAUCAUUGUUAGUAGAAGAGGGGCCAGUGGCAAAAUUAGAAGUUGUAGAAUUCAUGACCUUGUUCGACUUCUAUGCUUGAGAGAGGGAGAAGAUGCCAAGUUUUUUCAUGUAAAAGGUAAAUGUUUCAAAGUGUCUCCUGAAGGUAAGCAGGUUAUACGGCGAUUAUGUUUGCAUCCAGAUGAUUUACAAAACAAGAAUCUUGGACUAGAGAAAGAUAGUUUGGAUUCAGUUCGUACCAUCUUGUGCUUGGGCGAACCCAAUACUUAUCUAGAGGACCCUGAAUGCUGCAAAAAGAUCAAUUCUCGUUUUCAACUGUUAAGGGUACUGGAUCUUGAAAGUAUUCGCUUUUCAUGUUUUCCAAGUGAGAUAACACAACUAGUACAGUUGAGAUAUGUUGCUUGUACCACUGGUACCGAUGUUCCAGCAUCAAUAUCCAACCUAUGGAAUCUACAAACAUUGAUUAAUCAAUUAUCCCUGCCGCAGGAAGUUUGGAAGUUGUCAAGUUUGAGACAUUUCAAUCCUGGGGGAAUGUGUGUGCAUGCCCCUUCCAUCACACAUAAUAUUUUGGGUCUUGAAAACUUAGAAACAGUUGAUUCGACACGCACUGCUAAUUCCAAUUGGAAGGAAAUCUUUUCAGCAGUCCCUAGAGUACAGAAAUUGGGAGUUUUGAUCCAUCCAGAUCAUAAUGGAUGGUCUAAAUUUAUUGGUAGUCUUGUCUCCUUAGCUGAUCUCCAGAAGCUAAGAAUUCAUCUCGCAAUUCCAUCUUCUGGGAGAAAUUGGAAUCUAAAUGAAGGAGGCUUCAUGAAACUCAAGUUGCUACACAUUUUCAUGACGAACUUGGUGCACUGGGAAGCAACCAGUGAUAGUCUUCCUAGCCUUGAGUGUCUAAUCCUAAGGCAUUGCUAUUAUUUGGAGGUUCCUACAGAGAUUGGAGAUAUUCCCACAUUAGAAUUGAUUGAACAUCAUUACUGUAGCCAAGCUUCCGUCACUUCUGCAGAGGAAAUUCUAGAAGAAGAACAAAGCUAUGGAAAUGAAAUUCUUGUUGUCCGUACCUGCAAUACUGGAGUACAAUAUUUUGACAUGAAACGUGAAGGAGAUGAAGAAGUUGCUGUUGCUUCCACCAACGAAUCAGAUAUGACAUAUAAUCAUACGAGCAAUAUGGCUAGUAAUGUCGUUGCAAAGAUGAGGGCAGAAGUAAUUAAUGUCAAGAGUGAGGAUCUUAUGAAACUAAUAGGACAGCACAAGAACAGAUGCAUUGAAGAUGAAGAGCUAAUCUAUCUUCAUUGGGCCGCUGCCAACUUUGAUAAUACUUCAAUUGAUAGUCCUAAUAGUAGAUACAGUAGUUCCGAUCUCUUUCUGGAUAGAGCUGCCAACAGGGUUGAGAUAUGGCCUCUGCAAAGGUAUCAGGUUCAAAAAGAUGGAUGA
Messenger RNA from Lycium barbarum (goji berry), 1572 nucleotides. Its product is annotated as putative late blight resistance protein homolog R1A-10. NCBI's taxonomy places the organism in Eukaryota, Viridiplantae, Streptophyta, Magnoliopsida, Solanales, Solanaceae. The record is from RefSeq and is a predicted model, not a curated record. Bases 1 to 1572 code for a protein of 523 amino acids. Gene Ontology annotation, molecular function: alpha-tubulin binding. Gene Ontology annotation, biological process: protein folding. The transcript is spliced from 5 exons.